AUGCCGAGAAGCUCCAGCGGUCGGCUUCGAACUUUGCCUGUGGGGCUCUGUCUCCUUGCCCUUGGCCAUGCCGGCGAAGGAGAAACAAGCAGUGAAGCAGACGCUGCCACAGUUUGCAGUCAUAAAUUGAAAGGUGACCAGUGCUUGCACUAUUUGCCGGCAGAGGCUGAAGCCCUCCGGAGCUUCUUGCAGGAGCUGCAAAAGGCUCCCGCACCGAAGCCAGGUUCAUUCGAAGGCAGAGGGAUUGUCAUGAGCGGAGGUCCCAUGCACGUGCUACAGGCCUUGGCAAACUUGGAGGUGCUCCGCACGGAGCUUAAGUCUGGCAUGCCCGUGGAGUUCUGGCAUGCCUUCGAACUAGAACCUGCUCACUGCGAAGCCUUGGCCUCGCGUGGUGCGGAAUGUCGCCAGCUUCAGGUACCGGGGGUUUACCGCCAGUUUGAGACCGUUCUGCCGUCCAUUAUGGCAUCCUCCUUCCGGGAAAUUUUGUGGCUUGAUACCGACAUCACGCUGCUGUACAGACCAGAGGAGCUCUUCGAUUCACCUCAAUAUCAGAGUACCGGUGCGCUGUUUUGGCCGGACCACUGGUCCUACGACUGCCCACUGUGGGGAGAAAGCUCGUGGCCGGGUCAUGUGGCUUUGAAGCUGCUGCAAUUGAAGCACAACGCCUCGGACAUGCAGUAUGCGCAGGAGCACGAGACCGGCCACUUCCUGAUCGAUCGGGAAAGGCACUGGAAGCCCAUUUGCUUGGCUAACUACCUGGCAUCACGGGACUUUUUCACUCGCGUCCUCCACGGGUACAAGGAUGUCUUUCGCCUGGCCUUUCUCAAGCUGAAUGCAUCAAACUGGCUCAGCCCCGUGCGACCCGGACUUGUUGGAGGCUUUUUGAGCAAUGGGCUGUUCUUCCCGCAAGCUUUGGUGCAGUUUUGGCCAGCCGGAGAUCUGUUUGGAACAGGUCCGCAUGGGCGAAAUAUUCCCCUUUACAUUCACCAGAAGAAGGAACCCGGCAACCUGUGGAUGGAUGUUCUGAUCUUUGAGACGCCGCUGGGAACCUGCAGCUCCUACACGAUGCUCCCCUUCGAUGUGCUCAAGCCUGGGGACUGGAAUCUUUGGCUGGUCGGUGACACAGAUGUCCCACUCGCAGAAAGGAUUACUACGGCAGAUCUGCUAUGGGACGUAGCCUACAAAGAAGCCCGCGAUAACUUGCUGCCUCUCCUGUCGGAAGAAGACCAAGCAAAGCUGCUCCCGAAGAAAAGCGCUUCAGCUAACAGCGACUGGCAUCGCAAUGUGGAAGGAUGCCGCUGCAACUACGAUGACAACCUGGUUUUGUUCGUGUUGACAGUCCUGUCGGUUGAUCCAGAAAUGCGGUUCGAGAUCUUCCAAACAACGCUGUGCGAUCCGAUUCUGCUGGGAUUUGAUUGGGAGUCGUGCCCCAUUGGCUUCACGGCGCUGGCGGUCCUCUGCUCACAGCACCUGAUGCACGAAGAUGCAGACAAAGCGCAAAGCGCGAAAGAAGCGCUUACCAAGCUGGUGCCUUCAGUCGAGCAAUGCCUGUCCAAGACGGCGUGGCCGCUGAAGCUCGAGGACUUGCAGCAGUUUGCGAAUGGCACUGUCAGCGGCUACCCUGGAGACUUCAAGCUGCAGCCAGAGAAGGUGGCAAUGCUUGGGGCGUCCGUCCAACGUUGUCUUCCUCUGAGCAUGAGCUGCUGGACUCCAAGAAAUCGGUGGCAAGAGCGAGACCAUCGACACCAAUUCGUGGUCAAGGAUAUGGAGUUUCACUCUUGCCGAUAUUGCUGCGACAAGAACAUUCCAUCGCGUUUUCGCAAGCCGUGCUUCGACUCCACAUUCACAGAGCAACGCUGCUGCAAGGGGGAAGCUUGA
Symbiodinium sp. CCMP2592 is the source of this 1878-nucleotide messenger RNA. NCBI's taxonomy places the organism in Eukaryota, Dinophyceae, Suessiales, Symbiodiniaceae. The record is from the annotation of a GenBank genome assembly.